AAAAUGUUCGUGUGAUCGAUUUUUACAUGAUUUUAAUUAAUUAAUAUAUAAUACCACAGCUAUUUUACACAACUUUGUGAAGCGAGAUAUAUUUGAAGGCUGUUAGAUAUAUUUUUUUAGCUGUACUAUGAGAGAAACAGAGAAAAUGACGGAUCCUUUUGCGUCUGACUCUGGUAUCGAUUCUCCAGCUCACGAAAGUUUGAAGAAUGUUGAUGGUUGCUAUAACAAGAAUAUAUUGAAGAGCAAAUCGUUUGCAAAUUCACGUCGUGCCUUGCAAUCGGGCGCUGAGAAGAUUUCCAGGACAUUUAGGAGCAUGAGAAAUACUUUUGGAAACUUGUCCCAGCAUUUCAGACUCGGUGGUAGGCGCAGGCACCGACUCACCGAGAAUGGAACGCCGUGCAAGACUCCAUCUACUCCAAUUGCUAAAAAGAAGGUGCUUGGCCGAAGCCCUACUAAGCUGUACAGUCCAUUUGGCAUAGAAACUCCUUGCAGCAGGGACUUCCGAAUGUCACCAUAUAUGCCGGAUACACCAGAUCAUGGGCUUUCUCCUAAGAGGCGUAAAGGCAUCCCCACCUGGCAUAUCCUGUCGAAGAAGCGGCCGAGAGCCUUGUUCCACUGAGGCUGUACUUAAAUGCAUAAAAUUGUAUCCCACCGCUUGAGUAAGAUUAGCUUUCUUCUAUAAUAAAUCAAUAUUUAUUUAUAUGCAAUUGGUGCUAUAUUUGUGUAGUGUAUGAGUUAAGGUGAAUAUCCACUGAAAAUGUUUUAUAAUCAUGAUUGUGGGUUUAGGAUGGGCUUAAAAAAUAAAGGUGAUUUUUGCAUAUUAUGAGGCAAUACAAGGGCUUAGUAAAAGUUUGGUUUAAUGGUUGCUUUUAAAUAUGUUUAUAUGAGGUAAUCACUCUUGGAUGGAGGUCAACACACUUGGACGUUUACAAUAUAGAUCUAAAAAGUAUGUGGAUAUAAUUUAUGAUAUGAAAAGACUUCUUGUAUCAUGGUGAACAAGUAAAAGUAACCACAAUCCCUGAUUAAUAAAUAAGUGGAAAUUCAAACUCCACAAUCUUGUGUCUUGAAAUACUAUAUAGCUAUAGUUUUUAAUACAUAUGCACAUUGCACAGUAUUUCAAUGCAAUGGGAAACCAAGUGAAACAGCUGGUGGUCCAUAACAUACUGUUUUAUUCAAGGCAUGUCCUGGGCAAAUUUAACAAGAGACAGGAGAUUGGACUCACAUAAUUGGUAUUUGCAUUCUACAUACAAUGUUUGGUCAUCAUGCACUAUAAAAUGGGCAUAUUCAUCAUCCUUACUAUUUGGUUUUGAGCUAUCUUCAUCAUGUUUCCGCUUCGCGUCACUCUUACCUCUUCUGUCCUAUCUAUACAUUUCUCCUUCGUGUAUUUUAUAUUUGAAAGAUUCUAUGAAUAUAAUUAUGUGUUAUUUACUCUUGUGUUGGGUUUUCGCAUUUCUUUUUUUAAAUUUCUAUUACUGUUAUUGUUUACUGAUCUCUGCAUGAUAUCUUCUAAUUAACAUUGUCAAACGCCUUAUCUAGGUUGACAUAUGCUAUUUGUGUUAACCUACGUCAAAUUCUCCUGCCUAUUGCUUAUACAUUUUUCUCUUGCAUAAAGCCUUAUCUUAAUUUUUGUUCCAUUUCACUUUAUAUAAAUAUUCUAUGUACUUUUUCGAUCUUUUUGUUACUUUCUUAAUGUUUAUAAGUAUUUGCCCGUCUUCAUUUAAAAUACCUGAUUAUGAGUUUCGUUGCGUAUUACAAUUUCGUAAGCUAUGUCAGUUUUUCACCACCUUCUUAUUCUCUUCAGAUUCUCUCUAUUUGAUAAUCUUCUGUAACAUCAUCUAUUUUUUUUCUACCAUGAAAUCUGUAAUUUCUGAAUCUUAACAGAACUUCGUUGCAAAUAGCAGGUACAGACUGUUGUUUUACACAUAUAGCUAUGAUUCAGUGUGAUGGACUCUCAGGUAUAAGUGACUUAUUAUUCCACAUAAAAUCACAAAGCUCAUUUAUUUAUAAAACAUUUAAAUGAUAAGUUUCAGUGGAUGUAGUGCCUAAAAAUGCCUUACUUAUCAAUAUUUCAUUGUCUACACUGACAAAUGUAUGGAAUCAAUGAUUUGUAUGAAAGUUGAAUGUGAUUGGCUUAUAAAAGUAUUAUCGAAAUAUAUUCAGUAUUAUGGUAUGCCAAAAUGUUAUCAGCUUUAUGAGUAAGGUCCAGGUGUAAGAGGAAACGUAUUGUGGGAAAACUUGAGGUACGGGAUGUAAGCCUAUUAAGACUGUGAUGUAGCUCUUGCUUGGGGUGUUUUACCAAAAUUAAAUUAAUUUAACAGCAGUUUGCCAGUGUUAACUUAAAAACAGUGUUGGGAAAAAUUUAAUUGUUCUGGCAAUUAAAGAUUGACAAUUGAUUAAUUGUCAAUUGCGAAACAGCA
Molecule: messenger RNA, 2417 nt
Organism: Hyposmocoma kahamanoa
Lineage: Eukaryota; Metazoa; Arthropoda; Insecta; Lepidoptera; Cosmopterigidae
Exons: 4
Coding region: 128-619 (163 amino acids)
Source: RefSeq, a predicted model, not a curated record